AUGGAUGUCCGCAACGAAGCAAGGUGGGGCAUUGGCGCUGAAAUCUUGUUGCGCCGUGACGAACAGGAAACCUCGGCCAGUCCUGGUACCACCAAGGUGCCGAAUGCGAUGGAAAGCACACCCAUAAAUUUUACUGCCAAGGGCUUUGCGGCAGCCAAAGAAUAUUACGAACGUCUUAUUCUCAACCAUCCAUUUACGAAAUCUUCACCACAGUCUAUUUCCUCUUUGCACUUCUACCCUGCAAUGUUUGGUCUUUGGGUGUACAACACCCAGGAAGAAAGCAAGGCGACUAGGAAAAAUCUUGCUCUUCGCCAAGAAGAAGAGCCAGAUGAAUUUUCUGAGGACGACAACUCAGAAUCUGAAUUCGCCCACCGUCGGAAGUCACAAAGUAAGGUAGAUGCUGCCGUCACGGCAAUCAGGGCAUUGGAGCUAGAACAGGCGCAGCAGAUUGCUGUGCGCAUGGACCAGCUCCUAGCGUCUCCUCCAUACUCUGACUCGCCUGAAUUGCUGGAGCUCAGAGGCAUGAUUUGUUUAUGGAUCGGUGAUCUGUCACUGUCUGCACUAUCAAUACCGGCGGACUUCGAAGAAAGCGACGAUCCCGAUCGAAUGCUCAUGGAUGAAACCCCAGGCUCCCUUGCAGCGAGACGUGAGCACAGGCUUGCAACUGAAAAGAAAGCAGCUGAAGUUCAAAGGUCGAUCGAGCUCUUCGAGAAGGCCAAGAAACGAGGCAGGAGUGUCGCAUACAAUCUGGAGAGUCUCCAUAUUGAUGAUGACUCUGCUAAGUGA
Messenger RNA from Penicillium digitatum Pd1, 786 nucleotides. RefSeq lists its product as uncharacterized. The record is from RefSeq and is a predicted model, not a curated record. Gene Ontology annotation, cellular component: RNA polymerase I core factor complex. Gene Ontology annotation, biological process: transcription initiation at RNA polymerase I promoter; nucleolar large rRNA transcription by RNA polymerase I. Gene Ontology annotation, molecular function: RNA polymerase I general transcription initiation factor activity; RNA polymerase I core promoter sequence-specific DNA binding; TBP-class protein binding. Lineage: Eukaryota; Fungi; Ascomycota; Eurotiomycetes; Eurotiales; Aspergillaceae.